AUGACCAACUUCUUUGCCUUGCUGCUUCUACUGCUCACACAUAUCACGCCAGUGCGCAGCGUGACCUGGGUCAAGGGCGCUGGGGGCGCUAGCUGUGACUACACUUGUUCUCAGCGCGAUGGAUGUAGUGAAGAUGCUUGGCCAAAGACCGAAACAGAGUUCUAUGCGGUUUCGAAGCUUGCAGGUCAAGUCUGUGAGAGUACGCAGACCGGCAGCGCCAAGUAUGAUCCCAGCACGGACGGUCGUUAUUGUGGCUGGCAGGGCCCGGAGGAGAUGGAAGAAGGGGAGACGAGAUGUAGCCAAGCCACGGACUCUGGCACCUAUCGCUUUUGCGGGAAGAUGGGCGCAUCUCUCGAAGAUGAGGCUGUGUCAGACCUGCAAGCACCCAAGCCCGAGCCCACGCCUCAGCUGGCACCAGCUUCAAAAUAUGGGAGUGCGGUCGAUGUGUUUUGGUCGAAUCAAAGGCAACACGUUCUGGAACAGGAAGGCGAUGAAGUUCUUGGUGCCUUGAACGCACGACAGAUCGGAGGCAAGGCUCGUGGUGCCGAGUACUGGGAGAAUUACACCUUUGAUGCGAACAGCACCCUGCGCAGUGGCUACUAUCAUAACCCCAGCCUCAGAGAGGUGCACAGCAUCCAGAGGCGUAUGGGCUAUGACCAUUUGGCCACCAGCACGCGCUACGGCAAUACGUGCUGCGCCUCCUGUGGCUCUGUGAACACUGCGGAGCUGGUCAAGGGGACUGGCUUUUAUGCAGUGGCAUCUGCCGAGUCGAUGCAAGCCGAUGGAAUCGGUGAUGGACAUUAUUGCACUUCUUCUCCUCAUACGAGCCGCGGCACCACAGGCAUGGGAUGCCUGUCCUGCGCGAGGGGCAAAUUCCUGAAAGCUCAUCCCUUCUCCUACCCACUUUGGGCACAACCUGGAGAUGAGAUCUUCUCCAAGGAGCUGAAGAUUGUGGUAGCAGACACAUGCCCCCACACGGGCAACGAAGGCUGGUGCCCUCGGCAUCAGGGACAGGGGAACAAGUUCGGUGUGAAGCACCACUUUGACUUCGCCGACCCGCCAGCCAAAUAUGACAACUACUACUUCGUGUGGUCGAAGAUGGAGUGCCCGAACUACAUCAAGCGACGCUAUGCACGACUGAGCCGAUGCUGA
Messenger RNA from Durusdinium trenchii, 1152 nucleotides. Lineage: Eukaryota; Dinophyceae; Suessiales; Symbiodiniaceae. The record is from the annotation of a GenBank genome assembly.